AUGGAGGACGCCCACAGGAAAAUCGAGCUGCAAUCCCGCGACGACCUCGCGUAUCUGCUCACCAACGUCCGGCGCGCCGCGCAAGAACAGCUCGACAAUGCGUUUCCGCACAUUGAGGGUAGCAAUGCGCAAGAGGACGAGCUGCGGGCGCCUAUUGAGCGUCUGGUCAACGAGUACAUCGACAAAACAUUCACCUACGCAGCCCCAAACCUCUCCAUAAACGGUAUGGACACCGACCCGGCAACCUUCCUCUCCAACACAAGCCCCUCGGACGAACCAGAAGAAGCCUACGAACCCUGGGACGCCCGCCUCCGCCAGCGCGUCGAAGACCUCGCGCGCGAAGAAGAAGACCUCCUUAACGAAAUUGCCGCCCUCAAAAAAACCGUGCCCGGCGCCAUCGCCGCCGCGACGACAAACGAAUUCAAAGCCGCCGCCGCGGCGGACGAGGCCGCCUUCGAGGCUGCUAAAAAGGCAAAGGAGGACGAGACGAGGGAGAUGGAAGGGCAAGUGCUCCCGCUUGAGACGAUGGAAAGGAGGGCCGAGGUCAAGGAGGCGUUUGGCGGCGCGGUAGGCGGGUUGGGGAGGUUGAAGAAGACGAUGCCUGCUACUGUUGCCAAGAUGGAGAGGGCGAGGGUUGCGGGGGAGUAUACUGUGACGGAACGGUCGUAA
Messenger RNA from Colletotrichum fioriniae, 669 nucleotides. RefSeq lists its product as uncharacterized. Gene Ontology annotation, cellular component: MIS12/MIND type complex; kinetochore. The record is from RefSeq and is a predicted model, not a curated record. Lineage: Eukaryota; Fungi; Ascomycota; Sordariomycetes; Glomerellales; Glomerellaceae. Gene Ontology annotation, biological process: mitotic sister chromatid segregation.